Molecule: messenger RNA, 609 nt
Organism: Rhinichthys klamathensis goyatoka
Lineage: Eukaryota; Metazoa; Chordata; Actinopteri; Cypriniformes; Leuciscidae
Gene: nhp2
Product: NHP2 ribonucleoprotein homolog (yeast)
Exons: 4
Coding region: 109-561 (150 amino acids)
Biological process (GO): snRNA pseudouridine synthesis; rRNA pseudouridine synthesis
Cellular component (GO): box H/ACA snoRNP complex; nucleolus
Molecular function (GO): box H/ACA snoRNA binding
Source: RefSeq, a predicted model, not a curated record
ACUAGUGUGGUGAAAAACACCGGAAAUACGCUUAGAGUCACUGCACGUGUGUUCUGUCCUGCUACACAAAAUUGAUCUCUUAGUAAUAUCUUUCCCAUAUUUCGAAAAAUGACAAAGAUAAAGAAGGAGAAAACCGGCGAGGAAGAGACCGGGGGAACAGAAAAAUCAUACCAAGAAUUAAUAGCUAAUAUAAACCCCAUCGCAAACCCGCUUGCAUCGCGUAAACUAAGCAAAAAGCUCUACAAAUGCGUCAAGAAAGCUGCUAAAGUCAAACAGAUUCGACGAGGAGUGAAAGAGGUACAGAAGUUUAUCAACAAAGGGGAGACUGGUAUUGUGAUAUUUGCUGGAGACACUCUUCCCAUCGAGGUGUAUUGCCACUUGCCAAUCAUGUGUGAAGACCGAAACCUGGCUUAUGCUUAUGUCCCAUCGAAAGUUGAUUUGGGCUCGUCAGCUGGAUCCAAACGACCCACUUGUGUUAUCAUGGUCAAACCGCAUGAUGAAUAUAAAGAAGCCUAUGAUGAGUGUCUGGAGGAAGUCGCAUCUCUGCCUAAACCAAUCUAAGGACAUGUAUAUUCAAUCAUUCUAUUAAAAAGGAAAAUAAAAAAGGAA